GCAUUGGCACUAAGGAUUUUAGGGGUUGGGAUUGCGCAACAUCAGGGACAUGGGAGACUGCAGAUGACUGGCUUUCAACUUCCUGCUCGACUCUGUUUCCUUGAGCACUCCUCCAGUCCCUCUGCUCCUCAGAACCACUGUGUUCCCGAACACACGAGCAAGGGAGCAUGAAUCGUGUGUGCUGCCAAUAGAAUCAACAUCACUAGAAUACAUAACAUUUAAUUCAUAACAACAGCAGAAACAUUCCACUGAGUCUCUCUCGCAUCAGUUGCACUGCGGCGGCGCUGCACUGAGGUUAAUCUGCCGAAGAGGAAUCAAAGAAACCAUCAGAUGAUUCCUACCAAAGGCCUGGAGGUAAAUACGCUGCGAUUCAAGCAACUGGGUUUGUCUAUAUUGUCCUAAUUAACUCGUCUCGGAUUGAAUUAUGCAUAUUUUUAAUGUUUCUCCAAGUAUGUUUUGAAUUGAAAUAAUUUUAAAAACACAUUUCUCCAGCUGCCACCACACACAGCUACUGACCCGUUUCUACGAUGUUAUUUCUCACAAACGUAUCACUGCGAUUACAGUGGGCUAUUUUAUUUCAACAAAAAUAACACCGUGCUAUCAUUAAUGUAGAUAUGUUCAUUGGCAUUGUCCUCGAGUAAUUGUAACCGAUGGGACAGUAAUUGAAUGACACAUCAACACGUCCGCUCAUGUCUGGCCGCUUGGGGGCAGCAGAAACAAGCUUUGAAGUGGAACCACAAAUGACAUAUAAUUAGAUAAUAUCACUUUUUAGUUUAUGUAACUACAGCUUAAUUACAAACGGUUACAUACACAGUAGAUAUGGAGGCUAUAAUUGGUAAAUCCACUCUCCUUUUAGCUCUCUAUGGUCUUCAGUCCACUUUACACCUGAAACCAAGAACCAAUACCUGGCUCUGAAGCUAAUUUUGCUAACUUUAGUAUAUAUAAUUACUUCUUCUUCAGGAGAGAAUCCUGUCCACAGCACUGUACAUGACCCCCUGUCACAACGUAUGUUUAUGUUUUCCCCUUCAGUCUGUGGGGCCGAUGCAUUCGGAGAGAUUUGUCACCAGUUAUAGUCGCGACUACAAACCCUUCAGGGUCAACCAGCUGCAGUCCAGCUGGGAAGCUGCAGCUGCUCCUGCAUUGAUCAGCCCACCUCAGAGUCGUCGUGAGACCUGGCCUGUGUUUCAUCACUACUUCUACAAGACGACAAACAGCAUCUACGGCUCUACCAGCUGUCCACAGCCUCCCUCGUGUUCCCUCUUCCCUGGCUCCUGGCAUCCUUUGUGCACCCCCGCUCCGUACAUGUCCGAGGCGUCGGCGUUUGUCGGCUCUUCCCCGACAGAGGCAAGGACACAGGAAGUGGGAGUUGGGAGGGAGAUCGGGCCUUUACUUGGAGAGGAGAUGGAAGGUCAUCUGCACGAUGCGUUUGGUGGAAAGGCAAAUAUGUUGGAGCAGCAGGAGGCAAAAGAUGAGCCUCAGAGGAAAAUUGAUGUUCUCUACGAAGAAAGUGUGAUUGUGUUGUCCCAUGGCGGCCCGGCCUGCUGUGAGGAUUUACUGAAAUCUGUCUGCAGAGAAGCCGGCCUGCUCCAUCUUCCUGUGGCCUCGAGUCCAAUUAUCACAACUAAAGAUGCUGGAAAUUGGGAUGUCAGCGCCUACCUGAGGGGCUUGGAACCAGCUAUUGGACUGAAAAAUAGCACCUUCAUACAGCCUACUUCCAGGCACUGUGCACAGGAAACUGCGUGCCCUCAUGGUUGCUGCUUGAGGAUGAAAACCUUCCCUCCCUGCCUCCUUCAGAGCAGCACACUUCCUCUGGCCCAAUUACAGCCCACGUUCUACUGCCCGGAGCCCAGCAGGAGUACACCGCUGACAGAGUACCAAGCCAGGUACACUGCUGAGCCUAAGAUGCAGCAGAGUGUCAUUCACCAUCGUCAUCCUCAUCACGAGACGCUCUAUUCGUCCUUCUGAAUCUCAACUUUUGCCUCAAUACACAGCAGAAUGUCCCUAAAAAAAAACUGUGUUUGCGUCUUUGUCCAAUUGUGUGCACUUUUCAGGACAGAAGGGUUGCCACAUAUGAAAAUGCCCUUCAAAGUUGGGCAGCGUUGUGGUAUCAGGAUACACAGGCUGAGGAUGAGUCAUAACACGGUAGUAAACCAUCUGUCUGCGCCACUUAAGGAGACAGUAACAUGUUGGGAUGAGGUGGGAAUGUGCUCAGUGGUGCAACAAGAACUCGGAUUAUUUGCAGAGGUUAAAACAUUUUUUAUUUUUAAUACCACUGUGUAAAAAAAGUUGUGCAUUUAAAAAAAUGCAUCAAGUGAAAGUACAGAAUGUAAAGUUCUCCCUCUUCUAAUGUUAUGUUCACACAUGUGGCUGCAGUUGGAGAUCAGCUUUCCACUUUAGUUGUAUUCAGAUUUUUAUGAAUGAUUGAAUUACAGGACUGUUGCCAGGGUUUUGAUUGCAGUAAAAAUAUUGAUGUCAACACAGGUGGAAAAUAUGAAAAAUAUAAUAUGAAGAAAAUAAGUCCUUUCUCCAGUUAUUGAUUUAUUUGUUAAUUAAUGGAAUAAACAUCCGUUUGAACAAAGUCAAUCAAGCCGAGUAUGCUGACCUCAGUGACCCCCACAACCCUCCAAGGUCAUCAGAGCAGCUUGAUGACAUUCUGCUUGCUCCUAUCAGUUGGUGACCUUCAGGGAGCGUUUUACUGUGACGCCAGCAGAAUGAAAGUCUCUAAAUGUUUCGUGAUGCUCCGGAGGUCGUUUUACAAAUCACUGAGAUAGCGCUCAGUCUCGGGCGUAGGCUGUGAACGUGAGACCCUGUUGUACGGCUGACCCUUCACCUCUAUGACGGGUCAUUCCUCCGGUCUGCUUCCAGAACCGCCGUAUGAACUUUGGUUGGUUGGACGGGCAGCUCGAGGCCUAGAGGGAGAAAUAUGGACAAAAUGCUCAUCUUCAAAUAUAGCAGAAUUUUGAGGAUUGUAGGCAAAUACAUUUUCUUGUAUUUUUUUAAUUUAUUAGCACCAAAGUGUUAUUCAAUGUUUUAUCUUAUGUUGUGGCAGAUUUACGUCAAUACAUCUAUUUAUACAUAAAAAACUGGACCACAAUACUUAAAAACGAGUAUUCAUCUUGCAGCCCGACCAGCAGGGUUCAUCGUGACCUGCGCUGGUUUUGUUUCCAAGCGACGGCGCGGAGCAAUCUCCAUGUCCUCAUAUUUAUCAGUGGAGGCCGGUGGGAGUCUGCUGACCUUCGCCAUGGACACGCGGUCGGGCUCGUUGGCGAGGUGGCGCCGUACGCGCGGUUUGACGGUCAGACGACGGUUCCUCAAGUUGAUCGUGUCGUCGGAUGUUUCUCCGCCUUCCUGAAUGCAACGGAAGAGUCAUAGAACUAGUUAAAAGGACUUUCUUUGGAGUAAGUGUUAAAAAUAAUCACUUUAUACAACAGACAAAAAGCACCCGAUGGAUGUUAAUCACUUGUUACUUUUAUGGCUGCAGACAUUUUAAGUUGUUUGAACACUAACAUCUUUAAGUAGCUAAACUGCUCCAUUUCAGCACCGUGUUCAUACCUGAUGCUCUGGGUCAAGCUCCAUUUUCACAAAAUACUUCCCUUCUUGGAGUUUCCAUUUCUUCUUCGUUCACAAAGGAGCUGUUCACUUUCAAUCAUAUCACAGUCUUCCUUGGAGUUGCAGAUUAUCAAAAUUGUAGCUCUGCAGAAAAAAAAAUAUUUUUUGCAAACACCAACACUCCAACCGCUGAGGAAGCUUCUGGGAUUUGACGGAAAGCUCUGUUCUGCUUAACGGACCUGUGGUGAGACGGCUGUCAUCUGCCGCCUCGUCUACGGGGAAGAGGGAACUCUAUCGCAAUGUUUAAGCCAGCGUGGACGAGAGUCCAUGAAGUGCUCAGAAAAGCUAAUUAAAAAACCCGAUGGAUUGUUGUUGUAUUUCUCCCCCAAUAUACUUCGACUGACAUAUCAGAGGUUAUGACAUUUCUUGAAAUAUAAAUUCAAAAAAGCAUUCAAUAUAAAGAAGCGUGCUGGUCCAGCGCGCUUAAAACAAUGACAAAAGACCGACACAGAGCAUUUGUCUUUAACAUCUUUAUUCUUCUUUUUUCAUUAUUUUUAUUUGUAUUGAAAUUCAUACUCUGUGUCUUCUGGACCUCUUUUUUCUUGUCUUUUCUUUUUUCGUCUUUUUUUUUUUUUUUUUAAACGGCUUCUGUCAUCUAAACGCAUCUAAAUAAAAUCACCAAAAA
Pseudoliparis swirei is the source of this 4234-nucleotide messenger RNA. RefSeq lists its product as uncharacterized. NCBI's taxonomy places the organism in Eukaryota, Metazoa, Chordata, Actinopteri, Perciformes, Liparidae. The transcript is spliced from 8 exons. The record is from RefSeq and is a predicted model, not a curated record. The coding region runs from base 988 to 1965 and encodes 325 amino acids.